Lymnaea stagnalis (great pond snail) is the source of this 1661-nucleotide messenger RNA. The record is from the annotation of a GenBank genome assembly. Lineage: Eukaryota; Metazoa; Mollusca; Gastropoda; Lymnaeidae.
AAGGGGAUGAUGCAGGGCUGUCCCAAUACUCAUGUCCCAUUUGCACCGUCAUGUUUGACUCACCAGAAGAACUCCAGAAGCACAUGAACUAUCAUGAUGAGACCAAACCUUAUAAAUGUGAAGAAUGUGGAAGAGGGUUUCGUUCCAAACGUAUGCUACAAAAACAUUCUUCUCUCCAUAAAACUGGCCAUGACUGUAGAUGUGAGAUCUGUGGUGUCCAGCUUAUAACUCGUAGUGGCUACAAUGCUCACCUGCGGGGUCAUCGCAAUCAGGAAAUAAUCCAGGCUACAUUUUUGCCAGAUUCUAACCAUGAGGCAAGUGGUGAGAACACAUCGUCUGAGCCAGCAUUCGAGAUUUUACAAAGGCUUAAAGAAAAGAAUGAAAAUAAAACUGAGGGCUUUUAUCCACAAGAGGAUGGAUCACUGGAUCCCAAUAAAUCAAGAGCACCCAAGUCAAAACCAAAAAAUUAUUCCUGUCCUUUUUGUGGCAUGAAGUUUUUUAGUGGUGGUGCAAAGUUCCAAGCACAUGCUCGUAAAGCACACAGAGACGGAGAAUUUAUUAAAUGCAACCUUUGUAGUAAAAGCUUUUUGGGUAAAGAAAAUUUAGAAAGACAUCUGAAACUUCACAAGAUUUACACAGAAACAUUCCCUUGUGAAGAAUGUGGGAAAACUUUCAGACGCAAGUAUGCACUGAUCGUGCACAAAAAAAUGCACACCUUCAAGAAAUUUGUCAAAUGUGACAUCUGUGGCCAGGAGUUCCGCUUUGUUUCAGAAGUGGACAAACAUAAAAACACCAAACACAGAUAUGAUAGAAUGCUGAACAUCUACAAGUGCAAUAUAUGUGGCCAACGCUUUCCUAUGCUGAGUCACCUCAGUGUUCACUGUUACUGCCACAGCUUGCCAGGCUCAAAACCUUUUGAGUGUGAUCUCUGCAAAAUUUCCUUCAAGACCAGCAUUGAACUUAAACAGCAUAUCUUCAAAAAACAUGAUGAGCUGAUGAAGAGACUCGGGGACUCCACUUACAUUCCAGACACUGGAACGUUCCUUACAUUCUCCAGCACCAAAGUGUCAGGAUUUGAUGGGAUAGUUGUGAAACAAGAGCAGGUGGAGCAAGAUGGCAAUGACACUGAUGAUACAGAAAUCAUCAGUCCACUAUCGCCGAAAGAGGAUAUUUGUGCUUCACAAACACCAGAAAAAUGUGUUAAAUUGGAAGAAACUUUUAGGACAUUAAAUAAGAAUCCUGUCAAGAUGGAGCCUACAAAUGAAGGAGAUUGUGGACUGCCAAGUAAUGUUGAAGCUUACAACUGGGCGACCAGACAAUUCUCUCACCAAGCUAAGAUAUUAAAACGUUGGACUUGUGAAGUGUGUCAGAAAGCAUUCUCUUCCAAUUCGGACUUGAAGACACACAGAAGAACCCACAGCGGUGAGACACCUUUCAAAUGCGACUUCUGUGAUCGCAGUUUCAAGCAAAGAGGUCAUCGUAAACUGCACAUCCAGGUUGUUCAUACAAAAGAUAUGCCAUUUAAAUGUGAUCAAUGUGAUUCGGCGUUCCCCACACGUUACCGCUACCAAGUUCACUUGAAGAGACACACAGGGGUCAAAGAGCAUCAGUGUUCCUACUGUGACAAGGGCUACUACACUUUAGGUAAACUCAAUGAGCAC